AUUACUGCUUUGAUUUUUAUUCCAACUCAAUCGAAUUGCUGCUAUUAUAUUGGUUCGAUAAUGCUGAAACAAUGGCUGUUCCUGGGUUUAAUUACCUUAACAAUAGCAGAGCCUCCAGUAGGUAUUAGAACAUCAAAUAUCUUAGGCAGUCCAGAUCAGCAUGCAUCCUUUAGUUUUAUCCGACCUGGUCUAACUCAGACAUCAUAUUCAUUCAAUGGACCCAGUUCUCAUCAAUCAUUUAGCUCGAGUAUCGGAAAUCCGCAUCUGGCUCAGAAAGUUCUUCCUAAUGUCGCACAUGCUUUAGCAUACAGGAAUCCAGGACUUGGCUAUGCCCCAAAUCCAUAUCAACCCAUACCUCUACCUUAUUCACUGCCAUUCUCUUCACAACUUGGAUCUAAUCAAGGUCCCGCAGCUUCUGACCCGGCGGCACAAGCAUAUCUGCAACAGUAUCAACAUGAUAUGCAAGCACAAUUGGGCCAGAUUUUACGAGCACAUUUGCUCCAGGCUCAAACACAGACUCCUGAACAAAUUCAUCAGCAGCAAAACUUAUUAGGUGUUUCUUAUUCAUCAGCGCCUUCCGUUGCUCAUGUUAAUGUUAGUGGUAAUGGAUACAAAUUUCAUUUUUAA
Molecule: messenger RNA, 627 nt
Organism: Chelonus insularis
Lineage: Eukaryota; Metazoa; Arthropoda; Insecta; Hymenoptera; Braconidae
Exons: 4
Coding region: 61-627 (188 amino acids)
Source: RefSeq, a predicted model, not a curated record